AUGGAGAGAUCAGUAAUUAGGGUUAUAAUAAUUAGCUGCAUUGUGACGUUGGGGUGGGCGGUAGGUUCUUCCAUGGCUGCUGAAAAUGCGACAGCUUACUAUGCGAGCUACAAGGUUAUAGAGAAUCACUGGAGUCUGACAAAUGUAGGCGUUUACUGUUCCCAGUUCCCUGAAUAUGCCAAUAAUCCUUUUGAAUGGCGAAGCAAAUAUUACUGGACCGCCUUCUGUGGACCGGAGAUUCCUAAGCCACAAUCAAGAUGUGGACUCUGCUUAAAAGUGACUAACACUGCCAAUGGAAAAAGCGUGACGGUGAGAGUGCUGGAUACAUGCACCAUGCCAAGUUUGGAUUUGGACCAUCCAGCGUUUUCUGAGAUCGAGGAUUACAAAGGCGGGCAAGACGAGCAUCUUACAGUGAACUAUGAACUUGUGGAUUGUGGUGAUGAUCCUACAAUUCGUCUCUAUCAUGCCCUCUAA
This is a messenger RNA of Hibiscus syriacus, 474 nucleotides long. Its product is annotated as pathogenesis-related protein PR-4-like. Bases 1 to 474 code for a protein of 157 amino acids. The transcript has 2 exons. Gene Ontology annotation, biological process: defense response to fungus; defense response to bacterium. Gene Ontology annotation, molecular function: RNA nuclease activity. The record is from RefSeq and is a predicted model, not a curated record. Lineage: Eukaryota; Viridiplantae; Streptophyta; Magnoliopsida; Malvales; Malvaceae.